Molecule: messenger RNA, 938 nt
Organism: Antrostomus carolinensis (chuck-will's-widow)
Lineage: Eukaryota; Metazoa; Chordata; Aves; Caprimulgiformes; Caprimulgidae
Gene: DPM1
Product: dolichyl-phosphate mannosyltransferase subunit 1, catalytic
Exons: 8
Coding region: 152-619 (155 amino acids)
Biological process (GO): protein O-linked glycosylation via mannose; GPI anchor biosynthetic process; dolichol-linked oligosaccharide biosynthetic process
Cellular component (GO): endoplasmic reticulum membrane
Molecular function (GO): dolichyl-phosphate beta-D-mannosyltransferase activity
Source: RefSeq, a predicted model, not a curated record
AAACAAUUUUGAAAUUAUCAUCAUAGAUGAUGGAAGCCCAGAUGGGACACAGGAAGUUGCUGAACAAUUGGAAAAGAUAUAUGGAUCAGAUAAAAUACUUCUAAGACCCAGAGCAAGAAAGUUGGGCCUUGGCACUGCUUAUAUUCACGGAAUGAAGCACGCCACUGGGAAUUUUAUUGUUAUUAUGGAUGCUGACCUCUCUCACCAUCCAAAAUUCAUUCCAGAGUUUAUCAGAAAGCAGAAAGAAGGCAAUUUCGAUAUUGUAUCUGGAACAAGAUAUAAAGGAAAUGGAGGAGUAUAUGGCUGGGAUUUGAAAAGAAAAUUAAUCAGUCGUGGUGCCAAUUUUCUAACUCAGGUUUUGCUGAGACCAGGUGCAUCUGACUUAACAGGGAGUUUCAGGUUAUACAGAAAAGAAGUCUUACAGAAACUAAUGGAAAAAUGUGUUUCUAAAGGAUACGUCUUCCAGAUGGAGAUGAUUGUUCGGGCUAGACAGUUAGGAUAUACUAUUGGAGAGGUUCCUAUUUCAUUUGUGGACCGUGUCUAUGGAGAAUCUAAACUGGGAGGCAAUGAAAUAGUCUCCUUCUUAAAGGGACUCUUGACCUUGUUUGCUACAACAUGAUAGUUUAUCCCACAUUAACUUUCUUAGAAAAACAUUUUCUGACAUCUGUGUGGUUUUUCUUAUAUAAUAGCAGAAGCUUGAUAAUUUGUGUGGUGACCAGAAGACCUGCUAUAAAGUAAUAAUUAAAUGAGCCAUCAGUACUAAACUAAAUAUAUUGUAUCCCAAAAUGCUCCUUUCAAAAUAAAUGAACUGUAUGCUAAACUGAAAACUAAUAAAGACUAAUGUUCUAUGCUGUUUUUGUAAAAAUAAUGAAGUCUUAAUAAAGAACACAAAGCUAAAUGGUAUUUUGCAUUUAGAAAUGAAUCAUUAUUCAGCAGAA